AUGUCUACUCCAGUUCAAUCUUCAUUGGCCGACCUCAAGGCAUCCACUGCUCAACUUGUAGGCAUCAUUGCUGGCGCUCGGCACAUCCCGGCCGGCUCAGUGGACGUCCAACUCGCUUUGACAAAGCAGGUCACCACUCUUUUGGCUGACAUCAUCCGGGCCCAUGAGAAAGGGGAAUACAUCCCUGGCAUUGUGGUGUCCUGCUCUAAGGAGCUGAUGAGGGUGCGUUCCAUGACUCCCCGGGCAUUGCCCAACUGGCACGGCAUUGGCCAUGAUGACCCCCGGGUGGCUAGACACGCCUGGCGCAAGCAAGUCCGUGCCUGGGAGGCAUUGGGUGACAAUUCCUGUGAUCUCCCUGUUGUUCCUAAUCCUUCCACUGGCCCACUGACUGUCAACCUUCCGUCUCCACCUGUCCCUUCCCCCACACCUGUUCCUUCCCCCGCCCCUGUCAUUUCCUCCCCUCCCGUCGUCGCCGGACCUUCCAGCAAGACGGGUACCGAGUUCCGGGACAAAGGAAAAGGUAAGGCUGUUUCUGUUGACCUGGAGCCGGAAGUCGGAGGGAGCAACAAGAGGAAGUCCCCGAUGAUUUCUGGACACUCCUCCCAACCUCCGAAGUCGGCGAUGAAGGAUGAUGAAGACCCAAUUGUUCAGCCGAUUUCGCGUAGAGUGCCGGAGGUCGUUCUUCCCCAGCUCUCCACCAUUGUUGUGAGGACGCCCCAGUUGCCUCGGUCACCUGGUUCCCCCAAGAAGCAAUCAUUUGGGCCUGCUUCGCUGACUGCUGGCAGGCGUCCGGAGGUCAUGGAAUCUCCCGUCAGUCGUCUGGAGGCUCGGGCAACCUCCGGCAGUCGUCCAGAAGUUGAGGAGUCCUCUGAUGAUACUUCCAGCGCUUCGGAUGGUGACCCCCCGGCCAAUACCACAUUUGAUAUCACCAUUCCUGGCCCGAACAACCCCUGCCAUUAUUGCGUCAAGGAGGAUUGGCCCUGCGCAACCCGUUUUGACAAGAGGACCAACCUCCCCUGCUUGUCUUGCAUCCGCUGCUCCACCAAGAAGAUCAAAUGCAACCCAGCAUCUCUGGGAUCCCCGCCCAAACAAAUCCGAGGGAAGUCUACCACUGGCCGGACGCGUUCCAAGACAUCUGCCCCUGCUCCAUCCACUGCUCCGUCUCCCUCCCUGUCAAGGGCCCGAACUCGUAGUCAAUCUCGUGGCCCAUCCCGAACUCCAGCCAUCCCUGCUGCAACUACACCCCAGGUGCAGUCACGUGGUCGCAGCAAGACCAUCACUACCAAGAAGACACCUGCACCUGCACCAGCUCCUGUUCGGUCUUCGAGCUUCGCAGUGCCUCGUGCAGCACUCGAUGUUCCCAUGCCGGAUCUCCAUUCCAUGGCAAUCGCGAUUCGGGAUGGUGCAGCUCGCAUCGCUAUUCUUGAGGCUCGGGUGCAGGAGCAGGAUGCUAAGUUUGAUACCCUGCAACGCCUCCAUGAGAGCCUCCGGCGCACAGUGGUCGACCGGCACCCUUCAUUUUCACUUCUGGACACACCGGCCGAUGCAACAAUCUUGCUUGAUCAAUCCGGUCCCCACCCGUCCAUUUCACCCCUCCCCUCCGCACUUUCCAACCUCAUUGAUUUGGACAUUUCAGUGAUGCAACCCACACCCUUGAUGGUUGAGGAUGGAUCUGCUAUGGUAGGUCUCAUGGUUGAGCCCACCCAAGUUCAGCCUGAGGGUCCACAAUCCUCCGGCGAAAUUGUGCUCCCGGAUGAACCAGGCAACCUCUUGCCAGAAUCCUCCAGCAAUAUUGUGGUCCCUAAUGAACCAGGUAACCUCCUGCCAGAAUAUGAUUCUUCUGAUGAGGAGUUGGAUGUUGAGGGGAAGGUUGAUCUUCCUGGUGAGGAGGUUGAAAUGGCUACAUAA
Molecule: messenger RNA, 1908 nt
Organism: Suillus discolor
Lineage: Eukaryota; Fungi; Basidiomycota; Agaricomycetes; Boletales; Suillaceae
Exons: 9
Coding region: 1-1908 (635 amino acids)
Source: RefSeq, a predicted model, not a curated record